Messenger RNA from Python bivittatus (Burmese python), 5004 nucleotides. RefSeq names its product KIAA0586 ortholog. The record is from RefSeq and is a predicted model, not a curated record. Gene Ontology annotation, cellular component: ciliary basal body; centriole. Gene Ontology annotation, biological process: smoothened signaling pathway. Lineage: Eukaryota; Metazoa; Chordata; Lepidosauria; Squamata; Pythonidae.
UUGUCAGUUUGGAAGCGGCGGGAGUUGUUGCUGUAGGUGGUGUUGUGACUAUGACAACUGAUGUUUCUAGUGGCUGACUGCUGGACGACCGUAGAAAGACUGAUAUAUGGGAAGAAAAGUGUAGGGAAGGCGGGUCCCCAGUGGGGAUAAAGCUUCCGCAUGAAAAAUAAAUCUCUUGGUGUUCGGGCAGCAUCUGCUGGCAGCAAAUCUGAUGUCUGUGCUAGGAAAAAGUUGACCAUUUCAGUGAAGAAGCUUCAAGAAGUGACUCCACCCAGUUGUCCAGAAUGUUCAACAUCGGUUAAUGAUGAUGCAGCUUACAUACCAUCAGUAUUGCUGGCAAACAAAACUGUACAACAUAAAUCAAGAACAGUAUCUUCUGGAAACACAACAGAGGGCCUUGUAAGCAAGCACACUGGCACAGACCCAGAACAGUUAGCGUCAUCUGAAAAAGAUGGACAGCCUUUAUGCUUUUCUUCAGAGAUAUAUCCACAUAAACCUGCAGUGCAGAUUACUUCAGAAUGGAAAGGAGAUGCAGUUAAGCAGAAAGCAGCAGAUAUCUUCAUUUCCCAGUAUGAUACUGGACAGAAGGAAGCUGUAAGAGCUGCAUUCAAACAGCGAAUUCAAAAUGUUCCUGUAUUUAAAGAAGUGAAGGUACAUCUUCUAAACGACGCGUGUCCAGAGAACAAGGACAGUUCCAAGUCAACUCAAAGUGAGAUGGAUUCAGCAGCAACCAUUGCAGCUGCAGCAGCAGCAGCUGUUGCUUCUACAGCCCCACUUUUGAAAGUCCAGAGUGACUUGGAAGCAAAAGUGAACUCUGUUUCUGAAAUGCUAAAUAAGUUGCAAGAGACAGACAAACAGCUGCAGCGUGUUGCCGAACAGCAAGCCAAUCUGAAAGCUGGACAGUUUGAGGGGACUCCUUGCAAUCAGAUGGUUGGCAAACUUGAAAAACAGAUGAAUGUCUUCAUGGAACAACGAAUUCAACAUCUGGAAAAUUUGCAGCAACAACAAAUGAAUAUUCAGUCUCAGUUAAUUAGCUCUGCGCUGAAUUCAGGUGGUUUCCAAACUGUUAAGGCAGCAGCUUUCAGAGAAUUGUCAAAAGAUGCUGUGAAGGCAGGGAAGCUGCUUGGUAACCAAACCACACCUCAAGAGGACUUAUUUCUGUCUAGUGCAACAAACAAACAAGCCUGUUCACAGCAAUUGGAAAAACAUGGUGUUCAUAUGCAGAAAUCUCCUCUGAAGACACCAGCACCACGCAGGUAUGCUCCAAUGCCUGUAUCUAAAGAUGCCCAGAUCUCACAGAAAAUGGCAAAGAAAGAGCUGUCUUUUGGAGAGAAAGAAAAUGUGUCUUAUGGAAGAACUGUAGGUGGAGGGAAACUUCUGGAGCAAAUCCUGAAAGCACAAGAAAUUUCAUUAAAUCCAAGCACAUCUUCGAAGGAGGCAACCAACGGGGCAGUGGCAUGGCAUUUGGGGAGUGAGCCCAGAGCCAAUGUUCCUCAGACAGCGUUCCCUGUAUUUAAAAGCACAAACGAAGAUCUCAGUUCCAUUGAGAGAGCUGUAAAAAAAGCAGAUGAUGUACUUAAUGAUCUUGGGCAAUUGAAAAGGGAAAUGCAUGAUCUCCUGCAGGAUGCAAAGGGGUGGAAAUCAGACAUGAACAGUUUUGUGAAGACAACCUCAUACCUAAGAGAAGCUGGCCAAAUGAAGGACUACCUUUCUUCUCAUCAACCUGCCCACUCAUCAGAGUCCCUUCUCAAGACGCCCCCAGAAACUGAGCAAAAAAACCUUUUUGAACUUCAGCAGCUUUCCAAAUCAUCCAUUCUUCAGUCAAACAAGGCAUCCAAAUCUAUAUUGAGAGAUGCUGAAAAGAUCCUAAGAACAGUGCGCAAGAAUAAAAGGCUUCUUGAAGAAAACCUGGAAGCCAUUAUUCGUGCCAAGGAUGCUGGUGCUUUGCAUGCCUUCAUAGAUGAGUUGACAGCGGAUAGAGAUGUGCUGGAGGAAAUACGGAUCAGGAAGACUGUAGAUGAAUGGAUUAAGACAAUUAGCAUGGAAAUUCAGGAUGAAAUAUCACGGAAGGACUACCUCAAGGCACAGCAGGCCAUCAAGACUGUGACAGCCAGCAGAGAAACAUAUGCAAAAUCUCAGUAUGCUCAGAGAAUCCCCAAAAAACAGCUUUUGCCUACAGCAAGGCCCCCUCUAAAGCUGAGAGACAAAACGGGCUGUCUGAAAACAAGGUUGGAGGCACAAAAUGAAGAGUAUCUUUCUCAGAUUUAUGGCAGGCCAAUUUACCAGGGUCAUAGAAGCACACUGAAGAAAUCUCCAUAUUUGCGCUUCAAUUCUCCACCUUCCAAAUCAAAACCUCCACAACCAAAACUAAUAGAAAGUGUUAAAGGUGUAAAAGUAAAAUCUACCAGGACACAGACUAGCUCCUAUCUGCACAAUGAAGUUAUUAGUCCUAAGAAGCCAGAAUCAGUAUCUGCUUUUCACCAGGAACAGUAUCUUUUCAGCCCAACGAAAGAGAUUCACGAUGCAUCUGGUCCUCUUGAAGGUCAUCUCAUUCCAAUGGCAAUUCCAUUAGGGCAAAAACAGGUCAACCUCAUCUCACCUCAGCCUGCAGAAAUAAAUAUAGGUGAAUUCCAUCCUGUUACUGUGACAGCUUCUGUUCUUCCCCCUACCUCUCCCCCAAGGCCAAAGCCAAGGGUGAAGAAGCCAAAUAUCACAGUAAUAGAGAUGAAGUCAGAGAAAAAGGAUCUACCCAAACUAACUGUGCAGAUGCUACCUAAUAUUGAUAUUGAUAGCAUCUCAAGUGAUGGUACAAGUGGAAACCAGGUGUCUUUGUUACCUGUUCCUACAAAGGCUACAAUACAGCUCACUUCAGAAGACAGCCUCCUUCAGGAUGAAGAGCUGAAACUUCCAGGUGCUAACUUUAUUGAUGCUACUGAUGUUACUCAGGAAGAAGGAGAUGAUGAUGGGAUCUCAGAAUUCUCUGAACCAUUCCUACAGUUUAACAGACAAGGAGACAUUGGAUCUCCAAAAUAUAAUGGACCCCCAUUUCCACCAGUGGCUCCUGCACCCCAGCUUUCAGCCGAUAUUCUUGAUGAGAUAAUAGAAAAACGAGAGACCUUGGAAAACAAAUUGGUUAGUUGGGUAGAGCAAGAGGUAAUGGCACGAGUUAUUAGUGGGAUGUAUCCAGCUCAGAAAGAGGUGAUUCCCAACUUAAGCUCAUCAGAGAGUGAAGAGAGCCAAGCAAUAUCCUCUGACAUUGUUGAAGUAGCAGGUACCGAAGGUUUUCAGCUAUUUGUUGAUGCUGGCAUCCCAGUAGAUUCAGAAAUGAUAAGGCAUUUUGUUAAUGAAGCCCUUGCUGAGAGAGUAGCUGUAAUGCUGGGUAACAGAGAAAGCGAAAAAGCUGCACCUGCUACAGUAAUUUCUUCAAGGGUACCACAGUUGCCAGAAAAGGAAACCAUAUUACUUACUCCAUUGGUCACACCUGAAUCCACACCACCUCAGUCACCACCACCUGUGAAACAAUUCUUUGCAGUAAAAACUCCAGAGUCCUCUCUGUCUAUUACCGAGGUGGAUGAAGAUGUGGGUGACCAACAAAUGAUGGGUGCAAUAGGAUCUGAAGCAGCAGUUGUCAGUCCAGUUCAUACACCUGUGGUUACCCCUACGGCAACACCCAUAGUAGCUACACCAAGCCCUCCUAUAUCAGACCAUACCUUGGACAGAGGAAUGGUGAAAAGACAAACCUCUCCCAAUGCAUGGGGAGAUGCAGAACUUCCUUUGGAAGAGGAGAAGCCUAGUCUACAGAGUGAAGAAGGUUUUGAUCCAAGAGCUGUUAUAAUGUCUGUGGGUAAGCAUGAAGAGCCAGAGACUUUGAUAUUGCCAGCUUCUCCUGAGCUGCCUACGUCCCACAGUCCGCUUCCUGCAGAACCUGGGGCUCCAUCGCCUUCUGUGGAAACGCCUAGUUCCGGCCCCUCAGAAGAAAGCAGUCCAACCGCCACAGAAACUGAGGCUGCAGACAGGCCAAUUUCUGAAGGAGAAGUUCUAUACAGCUAUGGUCAACUGCUAGCUGCGAAAGGUUUGGCAGAGGGAGGAGUAUCUUUUCCAAACCUCAGUGACAGUUUGGCCAGCACUCUUCAUGAUGCCCAUGAGAUGGAUUACGAUCCUCCCAGUGAGGGGCAGGUGAUACGGAGACCUCACAGAGGACCCCACAGGGACCCAGUCCUUUCUUUCUUUUCAAAACUAAAUCAAGCACCGCUUGCUUUGCAUGAAGAGAUUCGCCACUCAGAGGAUACUGACAACAGUGCUGGAGAACUUAGCGAGGGUCAAAGACCAAGGCUGACAGAAGCUGCAGAGAAUAUUUUAAUGGGACAUUCUGUUCACAUGGGCCAGGCUACCAGCCAGGUUUCUAAAGAAUUAACUCAACAGAUGCGAUCACCUGGAUGGUGUAACAAAGUUGCAGGAGAUGUUCUUGGAUUUCCUGAUGUUACUCAUGGGCCAAUGAGCAUAGCUGAACUUGGUCAACCUGACUCUCUAGUAACAUAUGGAAACAGCAGAGUGACAUCUCAGUUGAAUGACUCAUUACAGACAAAGCCCCAAGAGGCAUUGCAGCCACUACCAGUGAAUUCCAGAGUCAUCUGUGUGAAACCAAAAUCCAAGAUUACACAACAGAAAGGGACAGAAGUCAUACCCCAUUUAAGUUCCCUUCCUGCACCAGCUAAAGUAUCUGUGAAGGUACCAUCUGCUGACAUAGAGGACAAAACUCUGAGCUUCAGUUCAGUUCAUGGGAGUUCAGACUCUUCUGGGGCAGACACGUUUUGAAAUGUGCAGGUUUGUUCAUGCACACAGGCAUUUGGGGGAGAGGAUGUUGACAGACGUUAGUCUGAAAAUAAUGUAAGAGGCUAACUUUUGGUGCAGAAAUGUUGCCAAUCGCCUUAUGGAAGAGAAUUGACUUGCCUUUCAUCAUCAGGGUCUUUUUUUUAAUAUCUGUGCACGUGUGUUGCCUAAAAU